Molecule: messenger RNA, 1479 nt
Organism: Microthlaspi erraticum
Lineage: Eukaryota; Viridiplantae; Streptophyta; Magnoliopsida; Brassicales; Brassicaceae
Source: the annotation of a GenBank genome assembly
AUGGAUCCUUACAAGUAUCGUCCUUCGAGUGCGUACAACGCUCCAUUCUACACCACAAACGGUGGUGCUCCAGUCUCCAACAACAUCUCUUCCCUCACCAUCGGAGAAAGAGGUCCUGUUCUUCUUGAGGACUACCAUCUGAUCGAGAAGGUUGCCAACUUCACCAGAGAGAGAAUCCCUGAGAGAGUGGUUCACGCCAGAGGAAUCAGUGCUAAGGGUUUCUUUGAGGUCACUCAUGACAUUUCAGACCUCACUUGUGCUGAUUUCCUCAGAGCCCCCGGUGUUCAAACUCCGGUCAUCGUCCGUUUCUCCACCGUCGUUCACGAGCGUGCCAGUCCUGAAACCAUGAGGGACAUCCGAGGUUUCGCCGUUAAGUUUUACACCAGAGAGGGUAACUUUGAUCUUGUUGGGAACAACACUCCGGUGUUCUUCAUCCGUGACGGGAUUCAGUUCCCGGACGUUGUCCACGCCCUGAAACCGAACCCAAAGACAAACAUCCAAGAGUACUGGAGGAUCCUUGACUACAUGUCUCACUUGCCGGAGAGCUUGCUCACAUGGUGCUGGAUGUUUGAUGAUGUUGGUAUCCCACAAGACUACAGGCACAUGGAAGGUUUCGGUGUCCACACCUACACUCUAGUCUCCAAAUCCGGAAAAGUUCUCUUCGUCAAGUUCCACUGGAAACCAACUUGUGGUAUCAAGAAUCUGACCGAUGAAGAGGCCAAGGUGGUUGGAGGAGCCAACCACAGCCACGCAACUAAGGAUCUCCAUGAGGCUAUUUCAUCUGGUAACUACCCUGAGUGGAAGCUUUUCAUCCAGACGAUGGAUCCUGCUGAUGAGGACAAGUUUGAUUUUGACCCUCUUGAUGUGACAAAGAUCUGGCCUGAGGAUAUCUUGCCGUUGCAGCCAGUUGGUCGCUUGGUUCUGAACAGGACCAUUGACAACUUCUUCAAUGAAACUGAGCAGCUCGCUUUCAACCCUGGUCUUGUGGUUCCUGGGAUCUACUACUCGGACGACAAGCUUCUCCAGUGUAGGAUCUUUGCCUAUGGUGACACUCAGAGACAUCGUCUUGGACCUAACUAUCUGCAGCUUCCGGUCAAUGCUCCCAAAUGUGCUCACCACAACAAUCACCAUGAAGGUUUCAUGAACUUCAUGCACAGAGAUGAGGAGAUCAAUUACUAUCCCUCAAAGUUUGAUCCCGUCCGUUGCGCUGAGAAAGUGCCUAUCCCUAACAAGUCCUACACUGGAAUCCGAACUAAGUGCAUCAUCAAAAAGGAGAACAACUUCAAGCAGCCUGGAGAUAGAUACAGAUCCUGGGCACCAGACAGGCAAGACCGUUUCAUUAAGAGAUGGGUUGAGAUUCUGUCGGAGCCACGUCUCACUCACGAAAUCCGCAGCAUCUGGAUCUCUUACUGGUCUCAGGCUGAUCGAUCGCUGGGACAGAAACUUGCAAGCCGUCUCAACGUGAGGCCAAGCAUCUAG